AUGCCAUACUUCGUCUCGGGUUAUUUCGCGGUUGUUCGGUCAAACUGGACACGGAUUCUAUGUGAGGACAGCCCAGAUGGAAACGCCAGUGACCACGUGACUGAUCAGAAGACCUGCUGCAGUGAGAGGAAGGAUUUCAAAGGCAGAUUAGAACCUUCGUUAUCCCAAGAUAACUUGGAUUUCCCGUUCAUUUCAAAUGGAACGUGGAAGCCUGCAUCAUGCAACCCCAUCCAGCACGUUGCCGUCAUCAUCCCGUUCAGAAACAGAGAGGAACAUUUACAUAUAUUACUCCAAAGUAUAGUACCCAUCUUGGUGAAGCAGAAGGUACACUUCCACAUCUUCGUUGCGGAGCAGUACGGGAAUCAAACAUUUAACAAGGGUCGUGUGAUGAACGCAGCUUUCCUAGAGGUGUCUAAAAUGUCGGAUUGCGAUUGCUACAUCUUUCACGAUGUGGACAUGAUUCCUGAAGAUGACCGUAUAAUCUACCUAUGUGAUGAUAGCCCAAAACAUAUGUCCCCUGCUGUCGACGUUUUCAAAUAUAAGUAA
Molecule: messenger RNA, 546 nt
Organism: Mya arenaria
Lineage: Eukaryota; Metazoa; Mollusca; Bivalvia; Myida; Myidae
Product: beta-1,4-galactosyltransferase 5-like
Exons: 3
Coding region: 1-546 (181 amino acids)
Biological process (GO): carbohydrate metabolic process; glycosphingolipid biosynthetic process
Molecular function (GO): N-acetyl-beta-glucosaminyl-derivative 4-beta-N-acetylgalactosaminyltransferase activity
Source: RefSeq, a predicted model, not a curated record